UUGGGUGCGCGUUCGACGCUCAGCUCAGCUAGCCGACUGUGGGACAGCAUGCUGCUGCCAGUGCUGGCGCUGCUGUCGGCGGCGGGGCCAGGCCAGGCGGAGGUCUUCUCGGCGCUGGCUGACCUCCAUCACCUGGUGGACACGGAACGAGUCGUCAUCGACACACUCCAGCGCAUUAUACAGGCCGAGCAGCUCAGGAUACAGCGGCUCCAACAGAGACUGGCGUGGUACGAGCAUCGGCACACGGAGCUGUUGGAGAACACUGACGGCCACCUGGAGAACCCUCUCGGAGCCUUCCUUCUCGUAAAACGGCUGACAGCUGACUGGCAAGAGACGCUCGACAUGGCAACGGAGAGCGCCGGUCGAACCGUUUUGAAAGGCGUGACAUCUUCGUUUGCUGAUCUCCGGCUCCCGAAUGAGGAGGACCUAUCAGGCGCUGCACAGGCUCUGGUCAGGCUUCAAGACACGUACCAGCUCGACACAUUUGAUUUCGCCCGUGGUGAGAUUCCCGGGAGCAGUCUGGGCCGAGAGCUGACCGCCUGGGACUGCUUCGUCUUGGGCAGGGAGUGCUACUUCCUCGGAGACUUCGGGCACGCCCGACCCUGGCUGGAGGAGGCGUGGCACCGGAGCCAGCGAGAGGCGCUGAUUGCCCACUCGCCGCUGGCGACGACGCUGAUUUACCUGGCCUUCGCCACCUAUCGGAUGGGGGACACGGCGCGCGCGCUGGCCUUAACCCGUGACCUUCUGCAGGUGGACCCCGCCCAUAAGGUCGCCCGUGACAACGUGGUGGCCUUUGAAAGGGAGCUGCAAGAGAUGAAGAGAAAGGCCGAUGUCGCCAAACCAGACUUACCGUCGAUGACAACAGAUGAUGUGGACCACGUCUCAGAGUCGCUGGCGGACCACUUAGAAACAGAGAACCGGCUGUACCGGGCGUUGUGUCGAGGUCACUUACCGCUGGCACCUAGCGUCCUCAAGCGGCUCAGGUGCUACUACUCUCACAACGGCGUCGCUUUUCUUCGCCUCCGACCGGUGCCAACAGAGGAUCUGUACCUGGACCCACACAUCGUCCUCUUCCAUGACGUUAUGCACGACUCCGAGAUCGAGGCCAUCAAAAACGUCUCGGCGCCCCUGCUGCAGCGGGCUACCAUCAGGAACUUCCACACCGGGGAGCUAGAGACGGCAAACUACCGCAUCAGCAAGUCGGCCUGGCUCAACAGCCGGCACCACAACGCCGUCACCAGGGUGGAGCGUCGGGUGGCACAACUGACGGGGUUGAGCUUGAACACGGCAGAAGAGCUGCAAGUGGUUAACUACGGCAUCGGAGGGCACUAUGAGCCACACUCCGACUAUACGACAAAUAAGGCGAUUGCAGCAGAGCUCGAGGAUGGAAAUCGCAUUGCAACAUUUAUUUUCUACAUGUCGGACGUGGCGGCCGGCGGUGCCACCGUGUUCACGCAGCUGGGCGCGGUGGUGAAGCCUCGGCGUGGUUCAGCCGCCUUCUGGUACAAUCUGCAUGCGGACGGCAGCGGCGACUGGCGCACCCGGCACGCCGCCUGCCCCGUGCUCGUCGGGUCCAAGUGGGUGGCAAACAAGUGGUUCCAUGAGCAUGACAACGAGUUUCGCCGCCCGUGCCGUCUGCAGCCGGACCUCUAACGGGGAUGAGCUAAGCUUUAGUUGGCGCAUGGCGCCGCGAGUAGUCGAUCUUUGGCUCGCCUUUGCCAUGUCCUUAAUCGUGAGAACGAAGUCACGUGACGACAAGUCGAGAAGGAGGUUAUCACCUGGCAGCGUUGUCGCAAAGCGCUUAAAACCAGAUCUUGCGGCAGUGAAUGCGACACUGCGCGCAGGCCGGCCUUGUGCCUAGCGACAUACAGUAGUGAAAUUAAGUGUCAUAUUUCACCAUCUUUCUGCGGAUGUUCCAUUGUCCACCAGCUGCGAAAUGCUGACAAGAGGCAGCACUGUUGAGCGGACCUGAUAGAGCCCUGCCGGAGCGCUGUCGAGUGGACCCGACAGAGCGCCGAAGCACUGUUGAGCGGACCUGAUAGAGCCCUGCCGGAGCGCUGUCGAGCGGACCCGACAGAGCGCCGAAGCGCUGUUGAGCGGACCUGAUAGAGCUCUGCCGGAGCGCUGUCGAGUGGACCCGACAGAGCGCCGAAGCGCUGUUGAGCGGACCUGACAGAACGCUGAAGUGCUGUCGAGCAGACCUGACAGAGCUCUGCCGAGGCGCUGUUGAGCGGACCUGACAGAGCCUGCCGGAGCACUGUUGAGCGGACCUGACAGAGCGCUGAAGUGCUGUCGAGCAGACCUGACAGAGCUCUG
Messenger RNA from Pollicipes pollicipes, 2316 nucleotides. RefSeq names its product prolyl 4-hydroxylase subunit alpha-2. The transcript has 15 exons. Bases 49 to 1653 code for a protein of 534 amino acids. Lineage: Eukaryota; Metazoa; Arthropoda; Thecostraca; Pollicipedomorpha; Pollicipedidae. Gene Ontology annotation, molecular function: protein binding; iron ion binding; procollagen-proline 4-dioxygenase activity. Gene Ontology annotation, cellular component: endoplasmic reticulum. Gene Ontology annotation, biological process: peptidyl-proline hydroxylation to 4-hydroxy-L-proline. The record is from RefSeq and is a predicted model, not a curated record.